CCACGUCCCCGCAGGCGGCUGCCAUGCCCAGCUCGGCGCUGUGGGCAGUGGACCUGUUCGGCCGGGUUCACACGCUGUCCACGGCAGGGCAGCACUGGGAACCCUGCCGCAAUGGCCAGCUGGAGUUCAAGCGGGUCAGCGCAGCCACGCAGUGCUGCUGGGGCAUCGCCUGUGACAACCAGGUGUACGUGUGUGUGCGUGCCAGCGACGUCCCUAUCCGCCACCAGGAGGAAGCCUAUGAGAACCAGCGCUGGAACCCUGUGGGCGGCUUCUGCGAGAAGCUGCUGCCCAGCGACCGCUGGCCGUGGAGCGACGUGAGUGGGCUCCAGCACCGGCCGCUUAGUGGGGUGGCGCUGCCCUCGCCCCACUGGGAGUGGGAGUCCGACUGGUACGUGGAUGAGAAUUUUGGAGGGGAGCCCACCGAGAAAGGGGGCUGGACCUAUGCCAUCGACUUCCCCGCCACCUACACGAGAGACCAGAAGUGGAAUUCUUGUGUCCGGAGGCGCAGGUGGAUCCGCUACCGGAGAUACAAGUCCUGCGACGCCUGGGCCAAGAUCCCCUCCCAGGAGGACCCCAAGCAGCUGCCGGACCCCUUCAACGACAUCUCCGUGGGUGGCUGGGAGGUCUCUGACGAGCCCUUGGGCCGCCUGUCUGUGUGGGCUGUGUCUCUGCAGGGCAAGGUGUGGUACCGCGAGGAUGUCAGCCACCCCAGCCCCGAAGGCUCGGCAUGGUGCCCGGUGGACACCCCGGGGGAGGUGGCGCAGAUCAGCUGCGGGCCCCACGACCUGCUGUGGGCCACACUCUGGGAGGGCCAGGCAUUGGUCCGGGAAGGAGUCAGCAGGAACAACCCCAGAGGAAGCUCCUGGUGCGUUGUGGACCCCCCCACGGCUGAGAACGGGAUCAUGCAUGUGUCUGUGGGAGUCAGCGCGGUCUGGGCCGUGACCAAGGACCGGAAGGUGUGGUUCCGGAGAGGUGUCAACUCCCACAACCCCUGUGGCACCAGCUGGAUCAAGAUGGUGGGAGAGAUGCUCAUGGUGGAUGUGGGACUCAACGACCAGGUCUGGGGCAUUGGCUGUGAGGACCACGCUGUAUACUUCCGCCAGGGCGUCACCCAGAGCGAGCUCAGCGGGAAGACGUGGAAGGCCAUUGUGGCUGUCAGGGAGUGUGACCGCUCACACUCUGGCAGCUCCUCCAGUCUCCUCAGUGCUGGCUGCUUCUUCGGCGAUGAGGUGAGGGGUGGCGGGGAGUCCUGCCCAGCAAGUGACACAGAGGCCUCCUCAGACAUCGAGCGGCUGGGCCUCCACCAGCUUGGCCCCACAGAGCCUUUGGACAGUCCUAGGAGUCCCCCCUCCUGCGGGACCACAGAGGGAGCCGGGGAGGUCGCCGGCCUGGCCACCCAGACCUCAGGGGCCAAGCCGCACCCUGGACCUCCAGCCUCCCCUCCAGCUGAGCUUCCCUGGACCAACAUCGACCUGAAGGAGCCCAAGAGAGCGCCCAGCCCAGCCACCACUGGCUUCCCUGGCACUUCCUCUGGGUUCCCAGCCCUGGGGAUCCUCCCACUGGGCCUGGAUGAGCCCUACUGUGCGGACGAUCACCCCUUGUGGGCCUGGGUGUCUGGAGGGGCCUGUGCCGUGGAGGCUCACACCACACUCAAGUGGUUCAGCGUCCAGAUGGGCCUGUCCCCCUCGGUGCAGACACUCACCCUGGCCAUCACUCCGGCCCAGACGGCCGCCUGGCGGAAGCAGAUCUUCCAGCAGCUCACAGAGAGGACCAAGCGGGAACUGGAGAACUUCCGCCACUAUGAGCAGGCUGUGGAGCAGUCGGUGUGGGUGAAGACGGGGGCCCUGCAAUGGUGGUGUGACUGGAAGCCCCACAAGUGGGUGGACGUGCGCGUGGCCCUGGAGCAGUUCACAGGCCACGACGGUGCCCGGGACAGCAUCCUCUUCAUCUACUACGUGGUCCAGGAGGAGAAGAAGUACAUCCACGUGUUCCUCAACGAGGUGACGGCGCUGGUUCCCGUGUUCAACGAGGCCAAGCACUCCUUCUGCCUCUAUACCCCCGAGCGGACCCGGCGGAGGUGGCCCGUGCGCCUGGCUGCCGCCACCGAGCAGGACAUGAAUGACUGGCUUUCUCUGCUCAACCUGUCCUGCUGUGAGAGCCGCAGGGUCCACGGACGCCCGUCCCCUCAGGCCAUCUGGUCGGUCACCUGCAAGGGGGACAUCUUUGUGAGUGAGCCCAGCCCGGACCUGGAGGGUCCAGAGCACCCACUGCCCUGCGACCAGAUGUUCUGGCGGCAGAUGGGGGGCCACCUGCGGGUAGUAGAGGCCAACGCCCGGGGUGUGGUGUGGGGCAUUGGCUACGACCACACAGCCUGGGUGUACACUGGUGGCUACGGCGGAGGCUGCUUCCAAGGCCUAGCCAGCAGCACCAGCAACAUCUACACCCAGUCAGAUGUGAAAUCUGUCUGCAUCUACGAGAACCAGCGCUGGAACCCCGUCACAGGCUACACUGGCAGGGGGCUUCCCACUGAUCGCUACAUGUGGAGCGACGCCUUGGGCCUUCAGGAGUGCACCAAGGCUGGCACCAAGCCACCGUCCCUGCAGUGGAGCUGGGUCUCCGACUGGUCCGUGGACUUCAGUGCCCCUGGGGGCACAGACCAGGAGGGGUGGCAGUACGCCAGUGACUUCCCUGGCUCUUACCAUGGGUACAAGACCAUGAAGGACUUCGUGAGGAGGAGGUGCUGGGCCAGAAAGUGCAAGCUGGUGACCAGUGGGCCCUGGCUAGAGGUGGCCCCCAUUGCCCUGGGGGACGUGUCCAUCAUCCCCGAGAGCCCGGCGGGCACCCUGGGGGACGGGCACAGCAUCGCACUCUGGGCCGUCAGUGACAAGGGGGACGUGCUGUGUCGGCUUGGGGUGACAGAGCUCAACCCUGCGGGCUCCUCAUGGCUGCACGUGGGUACUGACCAGCCCUUCACCUCCAUCUCCAUUGGUGCCUGCCACCAGGUGUGGGCGGUCGCCAGGGACGGCUCCGCUUUCUACCGAGGCUCCGUGUCUCCCUCCCAGCCGGCCGGCGACUGCUGGUACCACAUCCCGUCACCCCCUAAGCAGAGGCUGAAGCAGGUGUCUGUGGGGCACACAUCGGUGUACGCCCUGGAUGAGAACGGGAACCUGUGGUACCGCCAAGGGGUGAUGCCCAGCUACCCUCAGGGCUCCAGCUGGGAGCACGUGUCCAACAACGUGCGCAGUGUGUCCGUGGGGCCGCUGGAUCAGGUCUGGGUGAUCGCUGACAAAGUCCAGGGCAGCCAGGGCCUGAGCCGCGGAACUGUGUGUCAUCGCACUGGAGUGCAGCCCCGAGAGCCCAAGGGGCAGGGCUGGGACUACGGCAUCGGGGGGGGCUGGGACCACAUCUCCACCCGAGGCAAUGCCACCAGGGCCCCCCAGAGGGCAUCCCAGGAGCCGCCCACCGAGCCUGCCCACCUCAGGGAGGCUGUGAAGGGCCCUGUGUGCUGCUGAGCUGCCUGGGCCAACCUGGAGGUGUUCAUCCAGCUGGCCUGAGGGGCCCAGGCUCAAGCAGAAUGUGGGGUGCAGGGGGAGUCCACCCCACCAGGACUGGAGGGGACCCACCUGACUGAGGCCACGGCAUCCCAGAGGCCCUGGCCUAAGCCACCCAGAAAUGUGAAGCGUCGUAGACAAUCCCACGCAUGUCCCGGGCCCGUGGGUGAGGGUUCCCUCAUCCCACCUCUGCUCCCCACCUAUCCAGGGCAGGGACCCUUGGGGCUUCUCCUCUGCCCUGCCGAGCCCCUGGCAUUCCCCAGACACACUAGGGGCCUGUCUACUCCUCCCCCCAAAAAAAUGACUAGAGGUCAGUGACAUUCCCAGGAUCAGAUCUCAGAGAGGACUGGCAGGAAAAGCCAAGGAGAGGGUUGUCAGGUAGGAAACACACUGGAAAUGGGGGUGCAGGAACCCACCCUCACCCCAGACAGCAGGGCCUAGCCAGGGCUGGCAGAGGGUGACAGAGACAGAACUGCCAUCGUCCCUCAGCCUGCAUUUCCCAGAAGCAUGUUGGGCGUCAGGAACUCAUUCUCCAGGUUACAGGAUGGGGCCAUGGGGGAGAGGCUGCACCCCAAGUCUGGCUGCCAGAGCUGGCCAGGAAAGCACCCCCACCACUAGGCAUCAUGUGAUGUCUCAGGAUUGCCCAGAACCUCAUCCCCUGGACACUCUGAUCAGCGCACCCCCAUGCCCAGCUGUAGGUGUGGUCAUCUUAGGGGGAUGCUUCCCAGGGGCACUGAGGGCCAUUGACAGCCACAGCUGUUGGGGUGGGACCAAGCGGAGCCCCCAGAAGCAGGAGCACCUGAAGGGUCGUCCCCUCCCUGCCGUGGGUGCAGGGGAUCAGCGGUCAGUUCCAGGCGAUGCCUUCCUUGUCAUUGUGCAUUGCCUCAGUCCUGGGGCCAGCCAGUGAUCAGCUGGGUGCACCUUGUCAAAUAAAAGUGGCCUGGGCCGGAAUAGAGCGACA
Erinaceus europaeus (western European hedgehog) is the source of this 4512-nucleotide messenger RNA. It is a transcript of the gene TECPR1, whose product is annotated as tectonin beta-propeller repeat containing 1. The record is from RefSeq and is a predicted model, not a curated record. Gene Ontology annotation, cellular component: membrane. The transcript is spliced from 24 exons. Bases 24 to 3512 code for a protein of 1162 amino acids. NCBI's taxonomy places the organism in Eukaryota, Metazoa, Chordata, Mammalia, Eulipotyphla, Erinaceidae.